Aspergillus oryzae RIB40 is the source of this 3981-nucleotide messenger RNA. RefSeq names its product MRX complex DNA-binding subunit. The coding region runs from base 1 to 3981 and encodes 1326 amino acids. Gene Ontology annotation, biological process: double-strand break repair; chromosome organization involved in meiotic cell cycle; telomere maintenance via telomerase. Gene Ontology annotation, molecular function: single-stranded telomeric DNA binding; double-stranded telomeric DNA binding; G-quadruplex DNA binding. The transcript is spliced from 3 exons. The record is from RefSeq and is a predicted model, not a curated record. NCBI's taxonomy places the organism in Eukaryota, Fungi, Ascomycota, Eurotiomycetes, Eurotiales, Aspergillaceae. Gene Ontology annotation, cellular component: Mre11 complex; condensed nuclear chromosome; nucleus.
AUGAAUCUAAUAUACUGUCCCAUACUAGCGAAGAUAGAUAAGCUUUCAAUUCUGGGGGUUCGCUCCUUCGACAACACCCGUAGCGAAACCAUCCAGUUCCACACCCCUCUUACGUUAAUCGUCGGUUACAAUGGUUCGGGAAAGACAACGAUUAUCGAAUGUCUCAAAUACGCCACCACCGGCGACCUUCCGCCAAACAGCAAGGGCGGCGCCUUCAUCCAUGACCCGAAAUUAUGUGGGGAGAAAGAAGUCUUGGCUCAAGUGAAGCUGUCAUUCAAGGGCACGUCGGGUGCUAAGAUGGUAUCUACGCGAAGCCUACAACUCUCCGUGAAGAAAACCACCCGGCAGCAGAAGACGCUAGAAGGCCAACUGCUAAUGAUCAAAGAUGGUGAAAGGACAGCUAUCUCUUCAAGAGUUGCGGAGCUGGAUCAGAUUAUGCCUCAGUACCUUGGGGUCUCCAAAGCCAUCUUAGAUUCUGUAAUUUUCUGCCACCAAGACGAGAGCUUGUGGCCUAUGAGUGAACCUUCAGUCUUGAAGAAGAAAUUCGACGAAAUAUUCGAAGCGAUGAAGUAUACAAAAGCUAUUGACAAUAUCAAAUCUCUGAGGAAGAAGCAGAACGAGGAACUUGCCAAGUACAAGAUCAUGGAACAACACGCCAAGGAGGAUAAGGAGAAAGCAGACCGAGCAGAAAAGCGAUCGAUCAAGCUACAACAAGAGAUCGAAACCUUACGUGAGGAGACACAACAGCUUUCUCUGGAGAUGCGACGUGUCGCUGAGCUAGCCGAUAAAGCCUGGCGAGAGUCCGAAAGUUACUCCCAAGUCCUUGGUACUCUAGAAGGAAAGCGUAUUGAGGCAAAAAGUAUCCAAUCAACUAUCGACAAUCUGAAAAGACACCUGGUCGAGCUUGAUGAUUCAGACGAAUGGUUACAGUCAAACCUGGAACAGUUCGAGUCCAAGCAGCUUCAGUAUGAACAGCAAGAGGAGGCUCGAAAGGAGAACUACAUGGAGAUCAAAGAGCAAAUUGAGCGGACACGGCAAAAGCUAGGUGUUAAACAGGCAGAAUACGGCAAGUUUGAGAAUGAUAAAGCCAAUUUCGAGAGGCAGGUUGAACGGAGACGAAGGAUGACCAAAGAGAUCGCACGUAGCAACAAUAUUCGGGGAUUUGACAACAUUCAGGACCAGAAUGAUGUCGAUGAAUUUAUGAGGAAGGUCAGGAAGUUGCUGAAAGAUCAGAACCAGACCCUAGACCGGGUCAAGCGGGAGGCACAAGGCGAGCUGCGCGAAGUACAAACUGCUCUGAACGACAUUGCACAGCAAAAGUCUGCAUUGCAGGAGACCAAGAACGCUGCUAAGCGACAGAUAGCCGCGAAUGACAAGGAAUCAACCACGUAUCAAGGAAAGCUUAAUGAAAUAAACGUGGAUGAAGGUGUUCAAGCGGCGCUUGAGGCCAACAUCGAAGACAUCCAGUCGCAUCUGGAUCAAGCUAAGGGGCGAGCAAAAUCUGCUUCUUGGGACAAAGAGAUCCACGACAUCAAUUCGGAAAUUCGAGGCCUUGAAGAUGAGAGUUCGCGCUUGAACUCAGAACUCAUCGAUGCCACUAAACGGGCCGGUGACUUGGCACGAUUGGAUCAUCUAAAGAAAGAGUUGAAGGAGCGGGAGCGCAGCCUGGAAACUAUGAAGGGCGCCCACGGCGAACGUCUAUCAAAAUUCGUCGGUCAAGACUGGAAACCUGAUACCCUGGAGCAGGAAUUCCAGCAUGUGCUGGAAGAGGAAUCCAAGCAGGUGUCCCGCGCUGAAAACGAACGAGAUGGCGUCAGUAGGGAACUAGAGCAAGUGGAAUUCAGACUCAAGAAUACCAAGAAGGUUUUAGGCCAACGACAGAAGGCUCUAAAAGAAUGCAUCGAGGAGAUUCGUGAAGCUAUCAACGAUGAACCCGAAGAAUUUCCCGAGGUUCUCAAGCAACGACAAGCACAGCUUGAUAUUGCAAGAAAAGAUGCUGAACAGUAUGCUGGGAUCGGCGAGUAUAUGGCAACUUGUCUGGAAACUGUUAAACAGUCGAAGGUGUGUAGGCUGUGCCAUCGAGGCUUCAAGAGUGAUGCCGAGCUGCAGACCUUCAGAAACAAAUUGGAAAAUCUGGUUAAGAAGGCUAAAAGAGAUGCCGACGACGAGGAUGUGAAGAACUUAGAAGAGGAUCUUGAGGCUGCACGAUCAGCCAGCACUUCCUAUGAUACAUGGUCUCGUUUUCAGCAGACGGAAAUCCCGGAGUUGGAAAAGGAAGAGGAGCAAUACGUAUUGCAGCGUGACGAGCUCCUCAAUCAGUUGGAGGACCGCGACAAAAUUGUCAGCGAAAAGACUGAAAAGAAAAGAGAUGUCGAAGCUCUCGCCAAAACGGUCAACACGAUCGUCCGAUAUGAUGGUGAAAUUAAAUCCAUCCGUUCCCAGAUACAAGACCUUUCCUCUAAACAACAGGAUACUACCUCAGCACGCACGCUCGAGGAUAUUCAAGAAGAGAUAGCAGCUAUUGGUGAAAAGUCUAGGGCUUUGAAGAAGAGUUUGUCGAAGCUCACACAUGAAAAAGAGCAAACACAGACCGAGAUUAACAACCUGGAACUACAGUUAAGAGACGUGAAGAGCAACCUCGACAACGCGAAAUUUCAAUUAGAAAGAAAGUCCGACCUCCUCGCUCGUAUUGAAGAAUACAAAAAUCUCAACAACCAACAACGAGAAGCAAUCGCAAAAGCCGAUAGGGAUAUUGAGGAUUUGACUCCUGAGCUUCUCAAGGUUCAAGCUAAGUAUGACGAUAUUAGCCAGCGGGCCGAAGCACGCGAAAGAGAAAUGCAACAAACAAUCUCUCAGAUGUCGGAGAGUGUACAUCAGCUCGAGCUGGCAAACGAAGAGAUUGAUGCAUAUAAUGAGCGGGGAGGUCCGACUCAACUGGAACGCAGUAAGCGCGAACUCGAGAAUAUCGAGAAGCAGAUUGGCCAGCUCGAAGCCGAACAGGCGAAUAUAACGAAAGAGAUCAACAAGAUAUCUUCCCAGCUGAAGGAUAGCGAGAACACCAAGCGUCAAUAUGCGGAUAAUCUCACAUAUCGUCAAGCAACUAGGGCGCUUGACGAGGUCACACAAGAGAUCGAACAGUUAGCAGCCCAGAACGCAGAGGUUGAUCGGAGCCGGUUCAAGGACGAGUCAGAACGUCGAACCCGCGAACAUAACGCACUGGCUGCAAAGCAAGCUGGCAGGAUGGGCGAGAUGAAAUCUAAAGACGAUCAACUGAUGCAGCUUCUAGCAGACUGGAACACAGAUUAUAAAGAUGCGGCGUCCAAAUACAAGGAAGCACACAUCAAGGUGGAGACCACGAAAGCUGCGGUGGAUGACUUGGCUCGCUACGGAGGAGCCCUGGAUAAGGCCAUUAUGAAAUACCAUGGCUUAAAGAUGGAGGAGAUCAAUGCCAUUGUCGGAGAGCUAUGGCAGAAGACCUACCGAGGCACUGACGUUGAUACUAUCCUUAUCCGCUCCGAUAAUGAAAAUGCCAAGGGUAACCGGUCCUAUAACUACCGAGUCUGUAUGGUCAAGCAGGGAGCGGAAAUGGAUAUGCGUGGACGCUGCAGCGCAGGACAAAAGGUACUCGCAAGUAUCAUCAUCCGCUUGGCUCUCGCAGAGUGCUUUGGUGUCAACUGCGGUCUGAUCGCGCUUGACGAGCCGACGACGAAUCUUGACCGGGAUAAUAUCCGGUCCUUGGCUGAGUCGCUACAUGAUAUCAUUCGCACUCGUCAGGCGCAGAGCAAUUUUCAGCUCAUUGUUAUCACGCACGAUGAGGAAUUCCUACGCUACAUGCAGUGCGGAGACUUCAGCGACUACUACUACCGGGUGUCUCGGAACGAGAAGCAGAAGUCCAUCAUCGAAAGACAGUCAAUCGCAGAGGUAGGCAGAAUUCCCAAUCGUUUUUUCGACUUUCAUGCUAACGGAUUGCAGGUUAUGUGA